AAAUUGGUGUGACCCGUACCGGGAUCUCAGUAUUUCGGUGGACUUGUUCGGAACGGAAGGUUUGAAAAAGUGAGUGGUUUGUGAAGUAUCGACUGAGUUUUCUUCAAAAGGAUUUGAAUCCUUUAUAAGGCGUCCAGUAUGAAAAGAGCCAGCUCAACUUGGAUCUCAUUGGUCCUAGUUCUCGCCAGCCUCAAAUUCGCAGAUUCCGUCGACUAUUGCGACAAGAAGCUGUGCGCCCCGCACAAACAACCGAACAUUGGUUGCGGAAAUGAUGGCAAGCUAUCGUCGGAUUGCCCCGCCGGAACGAAGAAGAUCGAAAUGACCGACGAAUACAAACAACUAAUCAUGGACGCCCACAACAAAUAUCGCAGCGAGCUGGCCAACGGAAAAGUGGGCUGGCUCCCGAAAGCCGCCGCCAUGCCUACUUUGACUUGGGACGAUGACUUGGCCGAAACGGCCCAAAUGAACGCGAAUCGAUGCGUUCGGGGGCACGACAUUUGCCACAACACCGAAAAGUAUCUGAACUCAGGACAGAAUUUGGCCCGGAUUGCUACCGAAGCAGAUUCGAUCGAUAUCAAAGAAUGGAUUCCGAAGUUCGUUACCAUGUGGUGGGAUGAACGUCACGAUGUGAAUGCCAACAUGGUUAGCACUAUGUAUGAUCCCGGCAAGAGCAUCAUGGUGUUCCACUUUGCGGUGCUUGCGAACGAUAAGGCCAACAAAAUUGGCUGUGGAUUGGGCCAAUGGAAAACGCCGGACGCUUGGCUUCAGCUCUACAUCGUCUGUAACUAUUCGUUCAACGAUUUCAUCGGACUGCCAAUCUACACUGCUGGGGAGCCUUGCUCUCAGUGCAAGAGUGGCUGCAAUUCCAAAUAUGCUGGCCUUUGCGACGAGAAGGAAGAAGUGCCGCAACUAGUGCCCUAUGCAGCCUAAUUGUUUUUCCAGUGAAUUUGCAUCGGCCAAAAUACAGAUCACUUGGGUGUCGGGAA
Molecule: messenger RNA, 986 nt
Organism: Uranotaenia lowii
Lineage: Eukaryota; Metazoa; Arthropoda; Insecta; Diptera; Culicidae
Product: antigen 5 like allergen Cul n 1-like
Exons: 4
Coding region: 139-930 (263 amino acids)
Source: RefSeq, a predicted model, not a curated record